Messenger RNA from Penaeus chinensis, 739 nucleotides. Its product is annotated as cuticle protein CP1158-like. NCBI's taxonomy places the organism in Eukaryota, Metazoa, Arthropoda, Malacostraca, Decapoda, Penaeidae. Bases 76 to 624 code for a protein of 182 amino acids. Gene Ontology annotation, molecular function: structural constituent of cuticle. The transcript is spliced from 2 exons. The record is from RefSeq and is a predicted model, not a curated record.
UGAGGAUGGCUUAGAAUAGUUGCGCUGUUAAGUAGCUUCUUGAGGGAUUCUUUCGGUGCUAAGAGGUCCGUCACGAUGAUUCUGGCAGUUGUUUGCCUGCUGGCAGUUGGUGCCAGUGCCCAGGUGGGGCCAGCGGGAGUCGUGAGCCCAGAUGGAAAUAACGUACAGUUUUCUCACGACUUCGCCCACGGCGUCAAGCUCAUUGGCCCCUCCGGCAUUGUUAGCACAGCUGGAAACCUGCAGCUGACCGCCGAGCAGGCCAGGCUCCACAACGCUGUCCGAAGCAAACGUAGCGCUGUGUUUGGCCCGUCGGGAAUCGUCAUGCCCGACGGAAAGAACAUCCAGUUUACGAGGGAGAAGGCUGAUAACUUCGUGGUGGUGGGCCCAUCGGGCGUCGUGACCAAGGACGGCAACAACAUCCAGCUGGACGGCCACGGAGUCCCGAUCACGAAGCGCAGUCUGCCAAGGGGCGUGUUCGGCUACUCUGGAAUCGUGAUGCCCGACGGGAAUAACGUCCAGUUCACGAGGGAACAAGCCGACGACAUCGUUCUGAUAGGCCCGUCGGGAGUCAUCCGAAAGAGCGGCAACAUCCAGCUGAACGCCCAGGGUGUCCCGGCUAAUUAAUGCUCCGCUGUUCACUCAGCGCAGAUGCCGUCAGACUGACUUCCAUCAAACUACUACUGAAUGUCAUGAUUUCCAAGAACUACUGUCAAGUUGCAAUAAAGAGUUAAGAGUGAAA